CUCUUCGCAUUUAUCCUUAAAAGCUACAAACUCUCUUUCCUCACAAAUGCACUGUUUGAAAAGAAAGACCACUCUCCGCCAAAUCACUACGGCCAAACUACCGCCGUCUCCACCUCUCCUUCCACCCCACUGAAGAUGGACGCCAGGAUAUGGAGCAAGCUGCCGGAGGAGCUCCUCGAUCUUGUCCUCUCUUUCCUCCCUCUCAAAAACUUCCUGAUUCUCAGAUCGACCUGCAAGCGCUUCAAGUCCCUGUUAUUCACUUCCUCCUUCGUCUUCAAGCACUCCUCCGCCUUCCUCCUCCUCUCCCACCCUCAGUGCUUCCGCCACUUCCCUCUCUACGACUCCGACGCCGCCACCUGGCGCAAGCUACCUCUCUCUCUCUGCGCUCCGCUACCCUGCGCUGCAGGCGCAGCAGCACAAGCCUCCCUCCUCUGUGCUUCCAAUGGGUUGCUCUGUUUCUCUCUCCCCAAUUCGUUUCUCGUCUUCAAUAUUCUGACCAAGUCCUCGAGAGUGAUCAAAUUUCCAGAUUGCCCUUUUGGAUUCGAGCUUUUCUCUUUGAUAUCCACCCCUGCUGGGUACAAUCUGUUCAUGCUCUCUUCUGGGUCGUCGUCGAAAAGCACUUUAGUCUACCAUUCAAAGGCGCGAUCGUGGCAAAAGUUUGACUAUACCGAGACGAUUUUAAGCGACAAUUGUCACCAGAAGGGAGUUCACUUCAAAGGGUGUUUGUAUUUCGUGACGCCAGAACCGUUUUCGAUUGUCUGCUUCGAAUUCGAGAGCGGGAAGUGGGAAAGACCGAUUCCGGAGCUUCCGACAGAGCUCGUGUUUGCUCGGCUUGUCAGCGGAGGAGGAGGGAAGAAGCUGUAUCUGAUUGGUGGGGUCGGCAGGAAUGGGAUUGCCAGGAGCUUGCAAGUGUGGGAAUUGGAAUUUGGCGGCGGGAUGAAGUGGGUGGAGGUGGAAAGCUUGCCGGACAGGAUGUGCAAGAAACUGAUGUCCGUUUGCUUCCAUAACUACGAGCAUCUGUACUGCUUUUGGCAUCAGGGUUUGAUCUGCGUCUGCUGCUACAAUUGGCCAGAGAUUUUGUACUUCAAGAUCUCGAGGAGGACGUGGCAUUGGAUCCCCAAAUGCCCGUCUCUGCCGGAUAAAUCCAGCUGCGGAUUCCGGUGGUUUUCAUUUGUACCGAACUUCCAUUCAUCUGCCUGAGGAGAAAGACUUCCCUGAAGCGACGCACAAAGAUGAUUAAGUUUAGUUGUUUUUUUUCUUUCUCAAUUUCUCCUUCUGCUUCUAAUAAGUAGUUGGGUUCUUUGCUUGAUUCGAUUCUGCUUCUGUAUGUAUUCAUAAAGGGAAAUCUGUUUAGAGAGUAGAUUUUUUAUAUUUUAUAUUUGUGGGAUUUCAGAA
Messenger RNA from Pyrus x bretschneideri (Chinese white pear), 1395 nucleotides. Its product is annotated as F-box/kelch-repeat protein At5g43190-like. The transcript has a single exon. Gene Ontology annotation, molecular function: protein binding. The annotation marks the transcript as partial. The record is from RefSeq and is a predicted model, not a curated record. NCBI's taxonomy places the organism in Eukaryota, Viridiplantae, Streptophyta, Magnoliopsida, Rosales, Rosaceae.